AUGCAGGUGGUAAGACUACAGCAGCAGAAAGGAUUGAACCCUAAGGUUUUAAAGUACAAGGGUCCUGUACAUUAUGCUUGUAAGAUCAUCCGUGAAGAAGGCAUCCUUGGUCUCUGGUCAGGGGCUGCCCCGACUGUUUUGCGCAAUGGGAUAAACCAGGCUGCCAUGUUUACGGCCAAGAACUUUUUCGAUGGGGUCUUGUGGGGAAAACGCGAAGGUGAUGGGAAGGUACUCGAACCAUGGCAGUCUUUGAUAUUUGGAUUUCUUGCAGGAACUGUUGGGCCUUGCUGCACAAGUCCAUUUGAUGCUGUAAAAAUGAGGCUGAUGGCUCUGAGCCGAUCUGUUGGUGAGUUGAAGUAUAGAGGCAUGUUUUAUGCUAUAGCAACCAUAUAUAUGGAGGAAGGGUUGCUCGCCUUGUGGAAGGGGACUGCUGCCCCGGCUAAUGAGAAUCCCACCUGGCCAGGCGAUCAUGUGGGUUGUGGCUGA
This is a messenger RNA of Ilex paraguariensis (yerba mate), 486 nucleotides long. NCBI's taxonomy places the organism in Eukaryota, Viridiplantae, Streptophyta, Magnoliopsida, Aquifoliales, Aquifoliaceae. The record is from the annotation of a GenBank genome assembly.